CUAUAAAUAAACGGAAACCAACCCAAACAAAACAAAUGCCAGACCAGGUCAACAAAAUACUUCUAGACGCCUUAGAGAAUGAGCCGAACGACAGACUUGAUCUUAGCAGUAUCGAGGAACGUAUUUGCGACUUUUUGCAGGAAGUUUCUAAACGCAGAGUUCAGCCUUACAGUAAGAAAUCCAAGGAAACGUUUUAGCUAAAAGAAACAAUUGAAUAUUAGAGAAAUUCUAUGUGAGAUAGAAGAAUGAGGUGAUAUUGUUUCCCGCCUACCUCUUUAUAUGCGUGUUUGUCUGUAUAUCUGCUACUUAAACGUAAACAUAAUGAUUGAACUAUAUUGAAUAUAUGAUUCAUACCUAAACUGAAUAUUUAGGGUAAAAACUAUUCAUAAAAAUCAGCGUCAAUUUGUCACAAAUGUUCCUGGCUAAAGUUGGAGGUAGGGCGUUUUUCAAAUAUACUUUUUGUUUGAUACUUGCCUAUUGCUUUUAAUACCUAUAUCAGAAAUAUACAAUCGAAUGCAAGAUGUAUGGGGGUCAAAGAGUAUACCAGCAAUGGGUAGUCUACAAAGUAAGGAUCCUGAACACAUUGAGAGGGGUACACCCAAAGAACUGAUUGAAUUAAGGAAGGCUAAAGAAGGUCCUUAUACAAUGUAUGACAGUUACCAAGAUAUUUGUAAUCAACAAAACAGCAGAAGAAUGGUAGUUGUUACACCAGACGACAUUAAAAGCGAAUUCAGAGUGGAGAGGGUCCUCAAUGUACAGAUGGCUAGACUCGAGGUCUCGGAGCAGUUGUUCCCUGAGUGGAAAGACGAAUUAUCUCUCUUAAAUAAGGAGGCUCUGUGUAUUGUUUCAGACAUGUGGCCUCUUAAGGCUAGAUUACAGGAGGGCAAGCUGACAAUGAAUUACCAAUGCUUGCCUGGGGAGUCGUUAUUUGACAUUGCUACUGAUGCACUCUAUGGUGACCACAUAGAGGGUUACAUACCCAUUCUACACCAGUUAGCCUGUUUACUGAAAGCAUUCCAUGAUGCUAAAUGGAUGGUAAACUGCUUGCGUUCCAGAAAUGUUUAUGUCGUAGACGACAAAUUCCUCUCACGUAAAGAGAAUGAGCUAAAGGUAUUCAUUCCAAACAUUGGGAGAUUUGCUAGAAUGCAGAUGCACAAUAACUGUUUACUUGAAAGCACCAUUUUGGAAAGGGAUCCGGCACUGCAAUAUUGGCAAAGUCCUGAAGUGAUACAGAACAACAUGCACUCUCCAAAAAGUGACGUGUUUUCAUACGCAAGACUGGUUUCGGAAGUCAGUGGAAUCCUUCAUUAUUCAAGAAAGAUAAAGCGACGUACGAACCGAAUCAAGAAGAUUGAACGUUAUUCAGUUCCAUGUGGAAAUAUGAGAAAGAGUGAGAUUCUUCCACACAUCUACAGUGACAAAGGGCCUCCAGAAUAUGAUACCGCUACCAAAAGAAUAUACGACGAAGUUAUUGUACGUGGUGUUAAUUCAGAAAAGCAUCACAGACCGUCUAUGGCAGAUCUUAUCGAUACGUGGGAAGACAUUGCCAAACAAUCAAGAUUAAAGCUGUCGAGACCAAACAUACAGCUAGUGAAACGAACCUAAUUUGAGGGAGGCACACUCUACAUCAAACCUUAGAAACAGCAGUACAGCCAUUCAAACACGUCACAGCUCUGGAAUAGAAUCCAGUGUAUCUGACGUAAACAGCUCAAGACGUCAAACCGAAGGGUCGUCAUAUGCUGAAGAUCAGAAACGAACACGAAACUGAUUCACAACUAAUGUUUUAAAAUUGAUUACUUGUCUACAUUAAAAAGUCAAAUAUUACCUAAUAUGAAGUAAUGUCACUUGUUGCAUAGUUAAUUAAUUUAAAUUUUUUGUUUCUUGCAGCUUUAAAACACGCUCAUGGCAAUUGACAAUAUUAAACUUUACAUCAUCCAUUCAUGUAUAUACUUGCAAUGACGAAAGGGACCCGCCUAUAGGCGAAAAAACUGUAGUGACCAGCCUGUGCCUUUAUCCGAGCAUUGAUAGUUUUCCGACCUUUUUGUCUAUCCCUGCAGCUAUUGAUUUGAAAAUUUAUACCUGUAUUUAUUUAUCAAUAGAUUACAGAUCACAAUCUUUUCCUAUUUUUGAAAGAGUUACGCUUGAACUUUAGAAUUCAGGGAUUUGAAAAUUUUCCAGGCUUUGUAGUCUGUUCCUGCAGCUAUUGAUUUAAAAAUUCAUAUACAUGAACUUAUAUCCAAUGAGUUACAGCUUAUGUAUAAGUUAGGGAUUUGUUCAUCUUUCUUGAAAGAGUUUAUUAGCAAUUAAUGCCACAAAGCGGGACCUUUAUGAAAUGCUUGCCAUCACAAUGAUAUCUUGUUUAAGACUCAAAUCAAAUUCACGUGUUGUCCUAAAUUCUGUAUAAACUAACAUCUUGUAGCUGUCUGUGUUUGAUACUGUUACAUUCUUAAUACCCCCUUACAAACGAAGUAUAGGGAGAUAUACUGAGCUAGAAUAAGCUUGUCCGUCCGUUGACAUACUUUUGUCCAGAGAGUAUCAUUAACACCGAUAAAUAGAUUUUAUUAAAAACUAUAUCUUUUAUGAAAAAUGAAGUUGGCCACCUGCUAUUUUGACUGAGAUUUUAAUACAUUCAAGGACGUUAUGGAUAUUUUUUUCCAUUUUGAGGGGGUGUAGUCAUUGUCCAGAGUACAUGUAUAUCUUAAAAUUUUAUUUAAACUUUGUGUAUAUAUUAAGUAUGUAAUGAAGUUUUGCGCCUGGUAUUUUGAUUGGAAUUCUUUAACAUUCAAGAAAGUUAUGAUUAUUUUCAUUUUACAUGUGUUUUUUAACUUAUGAACUUUUCUUUUAGAUUUUUUAACGAUCUGUUCUCUCACAGAGACUACUGUAUUAGUUUAGAAGGUAUAAUGGAGUCAUCAUUCGCUGUCUGUCCAUCUGUCUGUGAAUGUUAUUUUUAAAUAAAGGAAAAGACACUGGC
Molecule: messenger RNA, 2971 nt
Organism: Ostrea edulis (European flat oyster)
Lineage: Eukaryota; Metazoa; Mollusca; Bivalvia; Ostreida; Ostreidae
Exons: 9
Coding region: 514-1605 (363 amino acids)
Biological process (GO): protein phosphorylation
Molecular function (GO): protein kinase activity
Source: RefSeq, a predicted model, not a curated record